UUAUCAUGUGGCACCUACUGAUGAUGACAGUAAGAAGAAGAAGAAAAAGGGUGAUGACAUGGAUGAUCUCAAACGAGAGCUGGAGAUGGAUGAGCACAGCAUUCCUAUCCAAGAGCUGUACCAGAGGCUUGAAGUUAAUCCCUUAACAGGACAUUCUGUGGAACGAGCCAAGGAGAUCCUGCUCCGUGAUGGUCCAAACGCACUGACCCCACCCAAGACAACACCAGAGUGGAUCAAGUUUUGUAAAGUGCUGUUUUCUGGCUUCUCUAUGCUGCUGUGGAUUGGUGCUAUCCUGUGUUACAUUGCUUAUGGUAUCCAGGCCAGUCAGAUGGAGGCGCCACCUGGGGACAAUCUGUACCUGGGCAUCGUGCUGACGGCUGUAGUCCUGGUUACCGGAAUCUUCUCCUAUUAUCAGGAAGCCAAGAGCUCUAGGAUCAUGGACUCCUUCAAGAACAUGGUGCCACAGUAUGCCCUGGUGGUUCGUGGUGGGCACAAGAUGAGCAUCCUGGCUGAAGAAAUUGUUGUUGGCGACAUUGUGGAGGUCAAGUUUGGAGAUCGUGUGCCUGCUGACAUCAGAAUUAUUUCUGCUAGCGGAUUUAAGAUUGACAACUCUUCCCUGACCGGAGAAUCUGAGCCCCAAACCCGAACGCCAGAUUUCACCCAUGAGAACCCACUGGAAACGAGAAACUUAGCUUUUUUCUCCACCAAUGCUGUUGAAGGUACAGCAUCUGGUAUUGUUGUCAAGGUUGGAGACAAGACGGUGAUUGGCCGAAUUGCAACCUUGACCUCAGGUCUCGAGGUUGGAGAAACCCCAAUAGCCAAAGAAAUUGCUCACUUUAUCCACAUUAUCACAUUUUGUGCUGUUUUUGUUGGCGUCCUAUUUUUCAUCAUCGCCUUCAUCCUGGGCUACAACUGGCUAGAUGCCGUCAUCUUUCUCAUUGGUAUCAUUGUGGCUUGGGUACCUGAAGGUCUCCUGGCUACCGUCACGGUGUGCCUGACACUGACUGCCAAGCGUAUGGCCAAGAAGAACUGCCUGGUGAAGAACCUGGAAGCUGUGGAAACUCUGGGCUCCACGUCCACCAUCUGCUCCGACAAGACAGGAACCUUGACCCAGAACAGGAUGACUGUAGCUCACAUGUGGUUUGAUAGCCGCAUCGUGGAGGCAGACACCAGUGAAAACCAAUGGAACGCCUUGUAUUCUCAGAACGACCAGUCUUGGAUGGCUCUUGCCAGAAUUGGCAUCUUAUGUAACCGUGCUGAGUUCAAAGUUGGACAGGAGGAUGUGCCAGUACUGAAACGAGAUUGUAACGGAGAUGCCUCUGAGUCAGCUCUGCUGAAAUGUGUGGAACUUUCCAUCGGAAAUGUCACAGAAUAUCGUCGCAGGAACAAAAAGAUUUGUGAAAUCCCAUUUAAUUCAACCAACAAAUAUCAGGUAUCUAUCCAUGAGACAGAAGACCCCAAUGACCCCCGCUACCUGCUGGUGAUGAAAGGUGCCCCCGAGAGAAUCAUGGACCGCUGCUCCACAAUCCUGAUGCAUGGCAAGGACCAGCCCCUGGACGACAGCUUCCGCGAAGCUUUCAAUGCUGCCUACAUGGAGCUGGGGAGUCUUGGGGAGAGAGUUUUAGGAUUCUGUGAUUAUGUGUUGCCUGAAGACGAAUACCCGCCCAACUUUGAAUUUGACCCUGAGGGACCCAACUUCCCCAUCACUGGCCUGAGAUUUGUGGGACUGAUGUCUAUGAUUGACCCACCCAGAGCUGCUGUCCCAGAUGCUGUCGGCAAGUGUAGAAGUGCUGGCAUUAAAGUUAUCAUGGUCACAGGGGACCACCCUAUCACAGCCAAGGCCAUUGCCAGGUGUGUCGGCAUCAUCUCCGAGGGCAGCAAGACGGUCGAAGAUAUUGCAGCAGAACGUGGCAUUCCUGUCGAGCAAGUGAAUCCAAGGGAUGCCAAGGCAGCUGUCGUCAAUGGUGGUGAACUCCGAGACAUGACUCUGGACCAGAUUGAUGAGAUCUUGAUCAACCACACAGAGAUUGUGUUUGCUCGUACUUCCCCCCAGCAAAAACUGAUCAUCGUGGAAGGCUGUCAGCGACAGGGUCAGAUUGUUGCCGUCACGGGUGAUGGUGUCAAUGAUUCUCCCGCUCUCAAGAAAGCUGAUAUUGGUGUGGCUAUGGGUAUUGCUGGCAGUGACGUCAGUAAACAGGCCGCUGACAUGAUCUUGCUGGAUGACAACUUUGCAUCAAUUGUGACAGGUGUUGAGGAGGGACGUUUGAUUUUUGACAACUUGAAGAAAUCGAUUGCCUACACCUUGACAUCGAAGAUCCCAGAAGUAUCACCAUUCUUGCUUUUCAUCACUGCCAACAUCCCCCUGGCACUGGGCACCAUCACCAUCUUGUGUAUCGACCUGGGCACCGACAUGAUCCCAGCCAUAUCUAUGGCCUACGAGAAGGCGGAGCAGGAUAUCAUGAAGAGAGCACCCAGAAAUCCAGAAACUGAUAAAUUAGUUAAUGCAAGGUUAAUCAGUAUGACAUAUGGACAGAUUGGAAUGAUUCAAGCACUGGCUGGAUUCUUCACAUACAUUGUUGUCAUGGGAGAGAAUGGCUUCUGGAUGUCUAGACUAAUCGGCAUACGUGAGGAAUGGGACUCUGUUGGCAUCAAUAACUUGGAAGAUUCAUACGGCCAGGAAUGGACCUACACACAGAGAAAGAAGCUGGAACAGACCUGUCACACAGCCUUUUUUGUCUCCAUUGUCAUUGUCCAGUGGGCUGACCUCAUCAUCUGCAAGACCAGGCGCCUGUCACUGUUCAAACAAGGAAUGUUAAAUCAUCACCUCAACUUUGCACUGCUUUUUGAGACAUGUCUGGCCAUAUUUCUCUGUUACUGUCCCGGACUGGACACAGCUCUGCGACUGCAGCCUCUCAGGUUCACCUGGUGGCUGGUUCCUCUUCCUUACAGUCUGCUCAUUGUCGUCUAUGACGAGCUGCGCAAGCUGAUACUGCGAAGAAGUCCAGGAGGCUUUGUCGAGAGAGAGACAUAUUACUAG
Molecule: messenger RNA, 3037 nt
Organism: Candidula unifasciata
Lineage: Eukaryota; Metazoa; Mollusca; Gastropoda; Stylommatophora; Geomitridae
Source: the annotation of a GenBank genome assembly